GUCUCCUCCAGAUCCACAGUAUUGUUGGAGAAUCGUUCCGAGAAGGAACUUAUCUGCAUUGGGCAGAUUAACAUUAAUAGUCAUCGGGGUUGGGGGCAACCACGCCCCUUCGUUUAUGUUUUCAAUCUCCGUCUACAUCGCACAUAAGUACUUCGUCUGCAUCGUGUUUGCAUGCGUCAGUUAUUGUUUCACAACACUGAGCGUGUUUCCUGUUGUGAAACAAACAAGUGUUACAUAGCCAUCAUAUUUAUUGGCCAUGCACCCGGCUUUACGAAAUCUUGAAGUACUCUGCACGAUAAGCUCAUACACGAAACGCAGUUCGCUUCCUGCACUUGCAUCCACAUGUCGCGAAUUUGAGCAUCCAGCACUUGAUGUCCUCUGGAGGAAUCUGCAGUCCGUCACUCCACUUGUCAGCUGUUUACCAAGUGGUCUAUUUCAAACCAGUGGCAAGGGUUUGGCAUUGCAGAAACCUGCUGAUGGCAAGGUGUGGGAUGCUUUUUUCAAAUAUUCGUCACGCGUGCACUCCAUCACUGCAAUAGCUAGCUUGUCGAUUCUUGGGACCCUCAGCUUGCUUAUGCUGUCUUGUCCUUCGACACCUGCGUUCUUUUUCCCGAACCUUCGCAAAUUAUCAUUGCACGACGAUGGGGGCAGAUCCACUGCAGAGUUCUUGCGCAUGGCUUGCGUACCCUCGUUAGUGGAAUUGGACCUGCAGAUUCAUUCUGCUUCCUCUCCUGCUCUCCUUGUCCUUUCGUCACUUGGGACCUUGUGUCCCCAUCUCCAGUGUAUGACUGUGACAUUGACACGUGCAACGGACGACUCAUUGCGUAAAAUUUCACCCUUCAUCACACAACCUGUUUCCCAGCUCCACCAUCUUCACACAUUAUCGGUAUGCGACCUAGGAAACAAAAGCAUCGAGUACCUCAUGCAGCUGCGAGCUCUGCAGUCAUUAUCCUUGGACUUCAAUGGAUCGUCAAGCUGGGACAUCCGGCCGGAUACGCAACUCCCCGGAUUUCACGAUCUGAAAUUUUUGGGCCUUUCUGCCCGUACAGUUGAGCGCGCCUCGAACUUUUUCAGUUCAUUCCAGAUCGUCAGAAGUAAAGAAAUCAAGGUCGAAUUCAUAUACCGGGUUGCGGAGUUCUCAGCUAGUGGGUCUGAGAUGCUCUCCCAAUUCUUCGCCAUCCUCCAAGAAAGAUGCGAUAACGACAAACUUGAAUCCUUCUCUCUCGUUGGAUUGUCGAAGAGGAUACCCACGGAAUUUGGCAUCUUCAUCUCAUUGCGCGCAUUUCGCAACUUAACUCGGCUGGUCAUUGAGAAUGGUUGUGACAUUCCAAUGUCUGACGAGGAGCUGUGCCAACUGGCGAAAGCCUGGCCUAAGCUCCAAGUUCUCAAAUUCAGCAGAUAUGCCAACACCAUUGCAGUUCCCACAUUCCACGGGCUAAUGGGGUUGCUUCGGCUCUGCCCUGCGCUGACUUCGCUAGCUCUUGUCAUUGAUACCACAGAGUUGGACGGCAUAGAUCUCAAGCGCCCCGGCGGUGGACUUUGCAACAAACAUCUUAAAUUCCUCGCCCUCGGAAAUUCACCGAUGGAGUCCCCUCUAAAUGUAGCUGUCAUCAUCGGCGGCCUCUUCCCACGCCUUGAACAGGUUCAGCCUGAGCCUUGGAGUUCGGAUAGGUGGACGUUAGUCAAUAGCUUUCUUGAUGGCUUCCGCCUUGUGAGGGAGCAGCGCGUUGAAGCAUGUGUUUGUUCGGAUAUCUAG
Messenger RNA from Suillus clintonianus, 1756 nucleotides. RefSeq lists its product as uncharacterized. Bases 257 to 1756 code for a protein of 499 amino acids. The record is from RefSeq and is a predicted model, not a curated record. NCBI's taxonomy places the organism in Eukaryota, Fungi, Basidiomycota, Agaricomycetes, Boletales, Suillaceae. The transcript has 3 exons.